AUGAAACAGAAUGUGACUCACUCCUAUUAGAUUAUGGACCGAAUUGGUUUCAUUAAGAAUAUGAUAUCCACUCAUUAAAAGAAACUCAUCACUGAACCUAAACGUAGUUCCUCCUAUUUAGAAACCACUUAGACUGAAAUUGUUAGGCGAAGUAGAGAUUCAUUUCAUAAAUAAUAAAGUCAUUUGAAUGAAACAUCUGCAUCUGACUAUUUAAGUAUACAAGAAAGUGCCAACGUCAGAUUGUUAAGAGAGGAACUCAAAAUUACCAAAGGUUUACUGGAUAAGCGAUCAAUUGAGUAGAAUCAAUUGUUGCAAGACAAUCAAGGACUUAGAUCAGAUAUGGUCUAAAUGAAAGAAGAGAAUGAAGAAUUAAAAUAUCAAUUAAAGAAGGUUGUCAGAGAGAAGGAAGAUUAUAGAGAAGAGUUGACAUUUAAGUUGAAAAAGAUAGAGUCGUUGAAUGAGGAGAUUCAAAGAUUGGAGAAAUCUCAAAAUCAAAUGAUCUCUGACUUAAAGGAAGCAAGGGAAGCCAUGUAAAAUAUUAGACAGUAUGAGACUGAAAUUAAGUCAAAGGAAAAAUAACUGUUAAAUGAUUGGCAAAAACUAGAGAAAGACAAGCUUCUACUCAAAGACAGACAAUCUUAAUUGCUAAUACUUCAAGAAUAGUUACAACUGGAAGUUGAAAAUAUUCAAUCUCUUAAAAAUAGAAUCAUUUUGAAGGAGAAAAAGAUAGUUAAUGUUGAAUAAGAAAAAUAAAAUAGAUUAAAGGAAAAAGAGUAAUAACUUUAAUUAAAGGAGAAACUUAUUUCAUUCAAAGAACUCAAGGUGGAAAAAGAGGAGAAAUUAAAAGAUGAAGUAGAUCAGAAAUUAUUAAUUUUGGAAAUGAAUGAAGAUUUAUGGAAAAAAAGAGUUCAGGCAGAAUUUACUAAAAUUAAAGAAGUAUAAUAAAAACUUAAAAUAAUUAAAUGA
Molecule: messenger RNA, 966 nt
Organism: Paramecium tetraurelia
Lineage: Eukaryota; Ciliophora; Oligohymenophorea; Peniculida; Parameciidae
Exons: 2
Source: RefSeq, a predicted model, not a curated record